CAAAAAGUGGGACGUUCCCGGAAAAAUCACUAACCGGAAGGGAAGGCCAGAGCCCAAGAAGAAGAAGAAGAAGAAGAAGAAGAUAGCUGCCGCCGCCGCCGAUGAGACCAGCGAAAGAAGAAAAAGUAUUCUCCCACUGGUGAGGACUCCUCUUCCUCUGGCUCAUCUACCUGCCUGAACUGAACCUGCCCCCCGUCUAGCUCAGCCUCACCCAGCCCUCACAAGCCCCUGCACCAAGCCUAAAGUCAACCAGACGUCCUCCCUCUUCUCCCGACUUCUUCUUCUUUCUCCCGACCAUCAACACUGCGCUAUGGCAGGGCGAGGCGGACCCGCACGGACCAACGGCACUGCAGCGAGCAACAAGAUCUGCCAGUUUAAGCUAGUGCUGUUGGGGGAAUCAGCGGUGGGAAAGUCCAGCUUGGUGCUGCGCUUUGUCAAAGGCCAGUUCCACGAGUACCAGGAGAGCACCAUCGGAGCUGCCUUCCUCACACAGACGGUAUGUUUGGAUGAUACAACAGUCAAGUUUGAGAUCUGGGACACGGCAGGACAGGAGCGGUAUCACAGCUUGGCACCCAUGUACUACAGGGGAGCCCAGGCCGCCAUUGUGGUCUACGACAUCACCAACACAGAUACAUUCACACGUGCAAAGAACUGGGUGAAGGAGCUCCAGCGACAAGCCAGCCCGAAUAUUGUUAUUGCACUGGCAGGAAACAAAGCAGAUCUGGCCAACAAGAGAGCUGUAGAUUUCCAGGAAGCACAAGCAUAUGCAGAUGACAACAGUUUGCUCUUCAUGGAGACUUCAGCCAAGACUGCUAUGAAUGUCAAUGAGAUUUUUAUGGCUAUUGCCAAGAAGCUUCCCAAGAACGAGCCUCAGGGUGGAGCGGGCGCUGGCGGACGAGCCCAGGGCGGCGUUAACCUGCAGGAAACUGCACCACAGGGCAGAAGUGGCCAGUGCUGUGGGGGCGGGAACUAACACACACAACAACGAGUCAGCUGAUCCAACCAAUCUACAGCUUCGAUCAACCAGACCAGAUAUUAGCCAGCUGUCAAACAAUACCCCAUUGGUCAAACCAAACCACGGUCGGACCAACAACCCUAUGAGCAACACUGCACCAAUAAACUGUUUGGCAUAUGAGUCCACUGGCCAGUAAACUGCCAGACCCCCACUGAUGGUUCCAACUGAUGAACCAACCCCACAGGCUUACAGAAUCAGAGUUUUAACCCCAGGACUUGCCAAUCCAUGACCUCUCUAUUGAUGAUGGACACUUGACGUCACCUUAGGGGAAAGAAAAAAAUAAAUAAAAAGUCCCAUUCAUGGAAGAAGGAAAAAAAAUAUAUCAGUCAUUAUCAGUGGCACUUACUAGGGCCAUCUUGCUCACCUUUGUUUCUGUAUUUGUGUAGAGGAAAAAAAAAAAAUAACGCAACAGGAAGGAAUAUAAGGAGGCUCAUUGCCCCUCCCCCCCCCCUUUACCAUGCACCAUACAAGUAUUUCGAUCAUGGUCUUAUGACGCUGUUAAAACUCCAGUCCAGGUGCAUGCAGCAGCCCUUCACUUUUCUGUCUUGUUCCUGGUCAGCUUCUUGGAUAAGAUGAAGAGAGAAGGUUCGUAAGAGGGGAACGGGAAUGGACAGAGAUUUCCUUCUUGAUAGAGCUGUGUAGAUUGAAUUAUUACAUUGUUAUUGUUAUCACUAUUAUUAUUACUUCAGCUUCUUUUGACACAGGCUGUUCAGUAUGAUUUUUAAAGCCUCGACUUUAAGGUUUUACGAUCAUCCAUCUAUGUUAUCAAUCCAUAUACAGUAAAUAGUACUUUAUUAACAGUCACCCAUACGUCAUUUUAGCAUUAAUGUAAUGUUCUUGAAUCAUCAGUGUACAAUGACAAAUACAUAAAGCAAGAUUUGUUUUCUUGACCAAAAUCACAACUGUGUAUUGACAAUAUUGCUGUAUUUGUAUCAGACUUUUAAAGUUUAUAAUCAAUCAGUAGUUAUUGUCAAAACAAUAUCUUCCCAAUCUCUACAUGUUUUGUUAACCUUAAUUAUUUUGUGAUGGAAUUUUUUUUUUUUUUUUUUAUGUCUUAAUUUUUUUCUGAAGAUCUAUGGUAUUAAAUGCACUGGUUCUGUCUCAUCAUCUUUGUGAAUCGA
Messenger RNA from Dicentrarchus labrax (European seabass), 2136 nucleotides. RefSeq names its product RAB5C, member RAS oncogene family (gene rab5c). The record is from RefSeq and is a predicted model, not a curated record. The transcript has 6 exons. Lineage: Eukaryota; Metazoa; Chordata; Actinopteri; Moronidae. Gene Ontology annotation, molecular function: GTPase activity; GTP binding. Bases 311 to 973 code for a protein of 220 amino acids.